AUGGGUGGAAUAUCAACGGAUGGCUGGUCAAACGACGUCGCUGCCGCGCACACUCUCUUCUCUGGCAAUGAACCUUCAACAGACGAACCUAUUACCGCCAAUAUAAACCCCGAAGACGACGUAAUGGACUACCACACCUCCGAACUGUGGCACAUCCUCCAAGACACCGGUCACGGCCCCGAGCGAAUCCGCCCCCUUCUCGAACAAGGCGCGAAUCCCAAUAAACUCCACAAGGGGUACACGGCCCUACACCUCGCCACAACUUCCGGCUCUAUCUCCAGAAUGCAAGUCCUACUUGAGUACGGCGCACAGGGGUCAGUCCGCACCCAACCCCACGGAGAGACGGCGCUACACCUCGCAACGUUCAGCUUCGAUCUCGACAAGAUGAAACUACUUACCUCGACUACGGACAUCAACGCCCAAAACGCCGGCGGCGAUACCGCAUUACAUCUGGUCAUCACGAGGGGCCAUUCGCUAGAGGCCCUAAAGAGCCUCCUUGGUCAUCGUGCAUCGGCAAAUAUUCGCGGUCGGUUGGGCCGCACGCCGCUUGUCUACGCUCUGUAUUUGUGCCAGCAACGCGUGGCCGAGGUGUUGCUCGAGGCCGGCGCUGAUCCGAAUAUUGCGGAUAGUCAAGGGCGGGCUGCUCUUCACUAUACUGCUGCUUCGGAUAGAUUCAGCUGUGGGUUCAUCCGCGACCUGAUAAAGGGCGGCGCGGAUGUGAACCAGGUGGACAAUAAUCUGAAAACACCACUGCAUGAGGCAGUCAAGACAGGAAAGGGAGAUGUCAUUCGUGCGCUGGUGGAUGCUGGCGCGGAUACAAAGUUGGGUGAUCCCAGCUUCGAAAGACGUCUUCAGCGGGCGUUGUUUUGGGGAGGUAUAUCUGAGAAACUACCGUGGCCGCUUGGGAACAUAGCCUAA
Messenger RNA from Aspergillus melleus, 918 nucleotides. RefSeq names its product ankyrin repeat domain-containing protein. The transcript is spliced from 2 exons. Gene Ontology annotation, molecular function: ubiquitin-protein transferase activity; protein binding. Gene Ontology annotation, biological process: protein ubiquitination. Bases 1 to 918 code for a protein of 305 amino acids. Lineage: Eukaryota; Fungi; Ascomycota; Eurotiomycetes; Eurotiales; Aspergillaceae. The record is from RefSeq and is a predicted model, not a curated record. Gene Ontology annotation, cellular component: cytoplasm.